This is a messenger RNA of Galeopterus variegatus (Sunda flying lemur), 5065 nucleotides long. It is a transcript of the gene ADGRG2, whose product is annotated as G protein-coupled receptor 64. Gene Ontology annotation, biological process: adenylate cyclase-activating G protein-coupled receptor signaling pathway; cell surface receptor signaling pathway. The record is from RefSeq and is a predicted model, not a curated record. Gene Ontology annotation, cellular component: membrane. Bases 242 to 3484 code for a protein of 1080 amino acids. Lineage: Eukaryota; Metazoa; Chordata; Mammalia; Dermoptera; Cynocephalidae. The transcript has 28 exons. Gene Ontology annotation, molecular function: G protein-coupled receptor activity.
UAUACAGUGGUAAUAAUUAUGUAUGUAACAUUUUGUGUUUUUAAUUUCUUCUCUAGAUGUUUUGCAUGUGUUAAUGUUUUCCAUAAAUCCACAUGGACUACCUUAUUUCUCAUUUUAAAUAUAAUAUCCUACUGGAUGACCCUUCCAUAAUAAACAUGUGUUUUGCUUUUUGUAGCCAGUGCCCACCUGCCACUGCUGAUCCUCUGGAGCCAUAGUCAUUUAAAGGAAGCAGGAUCACAGAAUGUUUUUCUCUGGUGGGCAGUGUGGCCAUGUUGGCAGACCUGAAGAAAUUUUACUGGUGUUCAAGAUAUUCCUUGUCAUCAUUUGUCUUCAUGUCGUUCUGGUUUCAUCCCUGGACGAAGAUGCUGAUAAUUCCAGUUUAUCACCAUCUGUUGAAUCACUUCUUGUUGGUCUUGUCCCCUACUCCAAUGGUACUCCAGGCAAGAUUUUGGAAAAAUUUAAACCUAGAUUAAGCCCAAUUUACGCUACUUCAAGUGUAUUAUCUACUUUAAACAGAACAGAAAAAACUAAAAUCACUAUAGUAAAAACCUUCAAUGCAUCAGGAGUCAAACCUCAGAGAAAUAUCUGCAAUUUGUCAUCUAUUUGCAAUGACUCAGCAUUUUUUAGAGGUGAGAUAAUGUUUCAAUAUGAUGAAGAAAGCAACAAUACCCAGAAUCAAGAUAUAGCUAAUGGCACCUUAACUGGAGUCCUGUCUCCAAAUGAACUGAAACGAUCAGAGCUCAACAAAACCCUGCAAACCCUGAGUGAGAUUUAUUUUAUAGCAUGUGCUACUGCAGAGGCCCAAAGCCCCAAGGGUCACCAAUCUGACCGAAAAAUGGAUCACAGUGGUCCAGGCAGGGUGAAGGACAGAUGGAAGAAGGAAUAUAAUAUGGAGCUUGGGAGAAGAAGGGAGAGAGGAGGAAGGAAAAGAUUGGAAAGAAAGAAAAAAGAAGAAAUUAAAAAGUACAUGCAGGGCACAUUAAAUUGCACAUUCACAAUUAAAUUGAAUAAGACAAUGACUGUAUGUGCUGUAAUGGUUGCUUUGAAAAAAGUGACGAUUCGACCGAUGAAAGAGUGCUGCUGUUCGGUCAGGACACCCUGCCCUUCUUCCCCGGAGGAGUUAGAAAGGCUGCAGUGUGAUCUGCAGGAUCCCGUUGUCUGUCUCAUGGAUCAUCCACAUGGCCCACCAUUUUCCUCUUCCAGCAAGUCCAUCCCAGUUGUACCUCAGGCCACUAUUUUUUCCCAGAUCUCCAGUGCCUUCUCUUUGGCCAAGCCCCUCAGUCAUCCACCUGUGGCCCACAAUGCUCCCCUUCCAACAGGGGACAGUCACCUUCCUUCUCCGCAGCCUUCAGCUCGCACAUCUUCCAGCCCUGCCAUUGAUACGCACUCCCAGACUGGAAGUAUCUCUUCCCUUGGGCCCCAAACCAGUCUUCCCCAUACUCCGCCACCUGUGAAAUCCACCCUUUCCUCUCCCACCACGUCCGCCCCCACGAACGUCGCUGCCACCAGCGCACCUCCUGGCAAGACAGAGACUGUCAACACCAGCAGUGUUUCUGAUCUUGAGAACCAAGUGUUCCAGAUGGAAAAGGCUCUGUCCUUGGGCAGCUUGGAGCCUAAUGUCGCGGGAGAAAUGAUAAACCAAGUCAGCAAACUUCUUCAUUCCUCACCCGUCUUGCUGGCUCCUCUGGCUCAAAGGUUGCUAAAAGUAGUGGAUGACAUUGGCUUACAGCUGAAUUUUUCAAACGAGACCAUAAGUCUAACCUCCUCCUCUCUGGCUCUGACCGUGAUCAGAGUGAAUGCCAGUAAUUUCAACACAACUACCUUUGCAGUCCAAGACCCUGAGAAUAUUCAGGUUUCUCUGGAAACUCAGGCUCCUCAGAACAGUAUUGGUGUUAUUACUCUGCCUUCAUCACUAAUGAGUAAUUUACCACCUAAUGAUAUGGAACUAGCUUCCAGGGUCCAGUUCAACUUUUUCGAAACACCUGCCCUGUUUCAGGACCCUUCCCUGGAGAACCUCUCUCUGAUCAGCUACGUCAUAUCAUCAAGUGUCGCAAACCUAACCAUCAAGAACUUGACAAGAAACGUGACCGUCACAUUAAAGCACAUUGACUCGAACCAGGAUGACUUAACAGUGAAAUGUGUAUUUUGGGACUUAGGCAGAAACGGUGGCAGUGGAGGCUGGUCAUCUGAUGGCUGCUCCGUCAAAGACAGGAGGCGGAAUGAAACCACCUGUACCUGCAGCCACCUUACAAGCUUCGGCAUUCUAUUGGACCUAUCUCGGACAUCCUUACCAUCUGAUCAAAUCAUGGCUCUGACAUUUAUUACGUAUAUUGGUUGUGGGCUUUCAUCAAUUUUUCUGUCAGUUACUCUUGUAACCUACAUAGCCUUUGAAAAGAUCCGGAGGGAUUACCCUUCCAAAAUCCUCAUUCAGCUGUCUACUGCCCUGCUGCUGCUCAACCUGGUCUUCCUCCUGGACUCGUGGAUCGCUCUGUAUCACACGAGAGGCCUCUGCAUCUCAGUGGCUGUGUUUCUUCAUUAUUUUCUCUUGGUCUCAUUCACAUGGAUGGGCCUGGAAGCAUUCCAUAUGUACCUGGCCCUGGUCAAAGUGUUUAAUACUUACAUCCGAAAAUACAUCCUUAAAUUCUGCAUUGUUGGUUGGGGGGUACCAGCUGUGGUUGUGAGCAUCGUCCUGACUAUAUCCCCAGAUAACUAUGGGCUUGGAUCCUAUGGGAAAUUCCCCAAUGGCUCACCCGAUGAUUUUUGCUGGAUCAACAGCAACACAGUGUUCUAUAUUACUGUGGUGGGAUAUUUCUGUGUGAUAUUUUUGGUGAACGUCAGCAUGUUCAUUGUGGUCCUGGUUCAGCUUUGCCGAAUUAAAAAGAAGAAGCAACUGGGAGCCCAGAGAAAAACCAGUAUUCAAGACCUAAGGAGUAUUGCCGGCCUUACAUUUUUACUGGGAAUUACUUGGGGCUUCGCUUUCUUUGCAUGGGGACCAGUUAACAUCACCUUCGUGUAUCUCUUUGCCAUCUUUAAUACCUUACAAGGAUUUUUCAUAUUCAUCUUUUACUGCGUAGCAAAAGACAAUGUCAGGAAGCAAUGGAGGCGAUAUCUUUGUUGUGGGAAAUUACGGCUGGCUGAAAAUUCUGACUGGAGUAAAACUGCUACUAAUGGUUUAAAGAAGCAGACUGUAAACCAAGGAGUGUCCAGCUCUUCAAAUUCCUUACAGUCAAACAGUAACUCCACUAACUCCACCACACUGCUAGUGAAUAACGAUUGCUCAGUACACGCAAGCGGGAAUGGGAAUGCUUCCACGGAGAGGAAUGGGGUUUCUUUUGGUGUUCAGAAUGGAGAUGUGUGCCUUCAUGAUUUUGCUGGAAAACAGCACAUGUUUAAUGAGAAAGAAGAUUCCUGCAAUGGUAAAAGCCGUAUGGCUCUCAGAAGGACUUCAAAGCGGGGAAGCUUACACUUUAUUGAGCAAAUGUGAUUCCUUUUUUCUAAAAUCAAAGCCUGAUGCUUGACAGUGUGAAAUGUCCAAUUUUACCUUUUACACAAUGUGAGAUGUAUGAAAAUCAACUUAUUUUAUACUCAUCAACCUCUGGAGAAGCAUAAGCUAAUUGAGGGCAAUGGUUACUAUUGGAAGAGGAAACCAAGAUGUUAUACCAUGGUUUUCAGACAUUUGCAAUUUGGUGUCUUAUCCUUCAUUUUGAAAGAAGAUUGGUUUUACACAACACACUAAGAAUAAGACUUGUGUUAAAAAAAGUAGUUCAUUGCCAGUCACAUUUUAUAGAGGCUAAAAUUAUCUUUGAUAACAUCAUAUAAAGCAACUGUUGACUUCAGCCUGUUGGUGAGUUUAGUUGUGCAUGCCUUUGUUGUAUAAAAGCUAAAUUCUAGUGAUUCGCAUGCUAAAUAUCUUACUUCUACAUUUUUUUGUAUUUAUUUUCUACUGUGUAAAAUUAUUCCUUGGUAGAAUCAUGGUUGUGUUAUUUUGUUUAAUGUGAUAAUUCAAAAAAUCCUUGAUGUUUCAGUGAAUUCUAAAGCUCCUUUUGGAGAAUAUAUGGGAUGUGAAAUACAGAAACUUCACUGAAUUCAAGAAAUAAUGAUGCUAGCCAGACUGGGAAAGUGUAAGCAGACAGUGUCACAAUUAGCUCAUACAGUGCCUUUGAACAAGUUAGAAAAAGGUGCCCCCACUGGGCAGACACAGCCCCAUGGGCUCAUGGUUUGGCCAACAGAAUGGGGGACAGAUUUUAGCCCCACUCACCCUAUUGGGUACAUCCUUGUACAGGGUACAACCUGUACAGCCGUACACGGCAUGCAGUACUGAUACCCAUCCCUUAACCUCAUUCCUAAUUAUCAGAUUGUGGAAUCUGCAUCAAGAUGUUUAGUUUAAUACCUUGGCCACAGAGAGGGAUGGAACUGUAAUCUAGACCAUAUGUCAGGAAAAUUGUGAAUGUGGAGGAGAUACAUACACUGCCACUUCUCAAAUCCCAGAGGCUUUCAGAAGAGGGGAGUAGAGUAGGAAUGCUUUUUUAGAGAGAGAGAUAUAUAUAAGGGGAAAAAAUCAUAUUGCUGUUCUUUAAAAGGCAGCUGCAUGGUACAUUGUUGAUUGUUAUGAUUGGUACACUCUGGCCAAGCCAGAUCUAUAAUUAUUUUUUUAAAUGUGUCAAGUCUUGAAAAGUGACAAGGGGGAGCAGCUAUUGGGAACAGGGAACUAUCCUGCAAUGCUAUUGUUUCUACAUGUAUCAAACCUUCAAACCUUGAUUGCUCCUAGUUAUAAAGGGUCUAUUUUGCUUCCCACCUACAUCUGCUUGAGCAGUGCCUCAAGUAUGUCCUUAUCAGGAAAAUUUCAAAACCCUUUAGUUAGGUCUUUCACUACAGUUCCCUUGCAUAUAUUUCAAGUGAAUGUUGUAUCCCAGACUAACCAUAGUGAUAAUAUAAUACAUUUCUGUGAGUGCUGAUUUGUCUUUGCAAUAUUUCUUCUCUGAUUUAUUUAAUUGUCUUGUAUUUAUAUGUUAAAUCAACAAAAAUGUUAAAAUCAACUAAAUAAAUGUGCAGUUAAGUCCUUUAA